AACAGCAAGGGAAGCAUUGAAGGACAUACAUCAGAAAGACCAAGCAAAAUACAUCUCCCAGUGCAUUGAUGAAAUCAAGCAGGAGCUCAAGCAGGAUAACAUUGCAGUGAAGGCAAAUGCAGUCUGCAAACUUACAUACUUACAGAUGCUGGGCUACGACAUCAGCUGGGCUGCUUUCAACAUCAUUGAAGUCAUGAGUGCAUCAAAGUUUACAUUCAAACGCAUCGGUUACCUCGCGGCCUCUCAGUGCUUUCAUGAAGGGACUGAUGUCAUCAUGUUGACUACGAAUCAGAUCCGAAAGGAUCUGAGUAGCCCUAACCAGUAUGAUACUGGAGUUGCACUGACUGGCUUGUCCUGUUUUGUUACUCCAGAUCUUGCCAGGGACUUGGCAAAUGACAUCAUGACACUGAUGUCUCAUACAAAGCCUUACAUCAGGAAGAAGGCAGUGUUAAUCAUGUACAAAGUGUUUCUGAAAUACCCAGAGUCCCUCCGUCCCGCAUUUCCUCGCCUUAAAGAGAAACUUGAAGAUCCAGAUCCUGGUGUGCAGUCUGCUGCAGUAAAUGUUAUUUGUGAGCUGGCUCGACGCAAUCCCAAGAACUACCUUUCCCUUGCUCCCCUCUUCUUCAAGCUGAUGACGUCCUCUACCAAUAAUUGGGUUCUCAUUAAAAUUAUAAAACUGUUUGGUGCUCUUACUCCAUUAGAACCUAGGCUGGGGAAGAAAUUGAUUGAGCCUCUGACCAACCUCAUCCAUAGCACUUCAGCCAUGUCUCUCUUAUAUGAAUGUGUGAACACAGUAAUAGCAGUUUUGAUCUCUCUGUCCUCUGGGAUGCCUAAUCACAGUGCUAGCAUCCAGCUUUGUGUUCAGAAGUUAAGGAUAUUGAUAGAAGAUUCUGACCAGAACUUGAAAUACCUGGGACUGUUAGCUAUGUCCAAAAUCCUGAAAACACAUCCUAAGUCAGUUCAGUCUCACAAGGAUCUCAUUCUCCAGUGUCUGGAUGACAAAGAUGAGUCUAUCCGACUCAGAGCUUUAGAUCUCCUGUAUGGCAUGGUAUCAAAGAAGAACUUGAUGGAGAUAGUGAAGAAACUGAUGAUUCAUGUGGAUAAAGCAGAAGGGACAACGUACCGGGAUGAGCUGCUGACCAAAAUCAUAGAUAUUUGUAGUCAGUCCAAUUAUCAAUAUAUCACAAAUUUUGAAUGGUACAUCAGCAUCUUGGUGGAGCUGACCCGACUGGAAGGCACACGGCAUGGGCACCUUAUAGCAGCUCAGAUGUUAGAUGUAGCCAUCAGAGUUAAAGCUAUUCGUAAAUUUGCAGUUUCUCAAAUGGCCAUGCUUCUGGACAAUGCUCAUCUCAUAGCCAGCAACACCCAGAGAAAUGGGAUCUGUGAGGUGCUUUAUGCUGCUGCUUGGAUAUGUGGGGAGUUCUCUGAGCACCUCGAGGAAGCAAACCAAACUUUAGAAGCAAUGUUGAGGCCUAAAGUGACAACUCUCCCAGGCCACAUCCAGGCAGUUUACGUGCAGAACAUGGUGAAGCUUUAUGCAUCCAUCCUGCAGCAGAAAGAGCAAGCUGGGGAAAAGGAAGGAGCUCAGGAAAUCACGCAGCUGAUGAUUGAGAAGUUGCCUCAGUUUGUACAAAGUGCCGAUCUAGAAGUUCAGGAGAGGGCUUCUUGCAUCUUGCAGCUAAUAAAAUACAUUCAGAAGCUACAAGUAAAAGAAGUACCAGUAGCUGAGGAAGUAAUAGCACUGUUUGCUGGUGAGCUGAACCCUGUGGCUCCUAAAGCACAGAAGAAAGUACCAGUUCCGGAGGGGUUGGACCUUGAUGCCUGGAUCAAUGAACCUCCAUCAGACAGUGAGUCUGAAGAUGAAAAGCCCAAAACAAUUUUUCAUGAUGAGGAACAAAGACAUUCCAGGCAUAGACAGCCAGAAAUAGAUGAAGAGGAACUGGCCAGACGUCGAGAAGCGCGGAAACAAGAACAAGCAAACAACCCAUUUUACAUUAAAAGCUCUCCUUCCCCACAGAAGCGAUACCAAGACACUCCAGGUGUGGAACAUAUUCCCGUGGUCCAGAUUGACCUUUCUGUCCCCUUAAAAGUUCCAGGAAUGCCUAUGUCUGACCAGUAUGUGAAACUGGAAGAAGAGCGAAGGCAUAAACAGAAACUGGAGAAAGACAAGAAAAAGAAAAAACAGAAAAAGGAGAAGAGGGGUAAACACCAUCGCCAUAACUCCCUGCACACAGAGAGUGAGGAGGACAUUGCUCCAGCUCACCACGUCGAUAUCAUCACAGAGGAGAUGCCAGAGAAUGCUUUGCCCAGUGAUGAAGAUGACAAAGAUCCCAAUGAUCCAUAUAAGGCACUUGAUAUAGAUCUGGAUAAACCCUUAGCAGACAGUGAGAAGCUGCCAGUGCAGAGACACAGGAACGUUGAGACCCUAAAGUCACCAGACUCAGAAGCUCUCCUAGUAGAGAAGAAAAGCAAGAAACCCAAAAAGAAGGAAAAGAAACACAAAGAAAAGGAGAGAGAGAAAGGAAAGAAGAAAGAGAAAGAGAAAAAGGUAGUAGAGGAGGAAGAGGAAAAAAAGGGGGAAGACUUGGAUUUCUGGCUUUCCACCACUCCACUGCCUGCUUCCAGUACCCAGCCACAGAGGGAGCCUGAAGUGGGUGCUGCCCUUGUGGCCGAACCUCAAGAGAUAAAAAAGGAAGAAAGGGAAGAGCCAGAUGAAGAGGAGGAGGAUGAAGGAAAGAAAUCCUCCAAACAUAAGAAGAAAAAGCACAAGAAAGAGAAAGAAGAGAAAUCAAAGGAUAAAAAGAAAUCCAAAAAGAAGAGUCAUCACAGCGAGGAGGAGACAACCGAGUCAGUGCAGAAUGGAACACUAGAUGAUGAACCACUACCACCUAUGUCCAGUUACCGCCUUCUUGCUGAAAAUCCAUACAUUAAAAUGACUUACGAUAUUCAAGGAAACCUCCAGAAUGAUAGUCAAGUUACUGUCUCUGUUAUCUUUGAGAACAAAAGCACUAGCUUCCUUAAGAGCAUGGAACUAAAUGUCCUGGACUCUCUCAACACUAAAAUGCUCCGACCAGAAGGAUCAUCCGUACAUGAUGGGAUACCCGUGCCCUUCCAGCUACCCCCUGGAAUCUCUAAUGAAGCCCAGUUUGUGUUUACACUUCAGAGUAUUGUUAUGGCUCAGAAGUUAAAAGGAACACUGUCCUUUAUAGUCAAAAAUGAUGAAGGUUCAACCCAUGAAAAACUAGAUUUCAAAUUGCACUUCAGUUGCGCUUCAUACUUGAUCACGACGCCUUGCUAUAGUGAUGCUUUUGCCAAGCUCCUGGAGUCUGGAGAUCUGCACAUGAACUCUAUUAAAGUAGAUGGAAUUAGCAUUUCUUUCCAACAUCUACUGGCAAAGAUCUGUUUUCAUCACCAUUUUUCAGUUGUGGAACGCGUUGAUUCGUGUGCAUCCAUGUACAGUCGUUCUAUCCAAGGCCAUCACGUCUGCCUACUGGUAAAAAAGGGAGAGAACUCUGUAUCCAUAGAUGGGAAGUGUAAUGAUUCCACCCUGCUUAGCAACUUGUUGGAUGAGAUGAAAGAGACAUUGUCCAAGUGCUGAAUAUUCCUUACAAAAUACUCCAACUGCAAGAAACACACCCAACGUGUAAAGACGAGCAGACCCAAGUGUUAAGUUUCUCCCUCGUACGCAUGUACUAUCCUGGGGCACGUGCUUUUCAGUUAACUCCACCAUUGUUUGCAGUUUAGACAUUUUAAGGCUGUAUGUUACCUUUUUAUUUCAAAACUUUUUACAAACUGUGGUGUUAACCCUUUCUAGCCCAAAGAGACCCUGGUGACAUGACUGGAGGAGGGAGGGAGGGAGGGAAGGGCGCUAUUUAUUCAGCAGCUCACG
Messenger RNA from Nestor notabilis (Kea), 3889 nucleotides. RefSeq names its product adaptor-related protein complex 3, delta 1 subunit (gene AP3D1). Gene Ontology annotation, biological process: neurotransmitter receptor transport, postsynaptic endosome to lysosome; synaptic vesicle budding from endosome; protein targeting to vacuole. Gene Ontology annotation, cellular component: membrane coat; AP-3 adaptor complex; terminal bouton. Lineage: Eukaryota; Metazoa; Chordata; Aves; Psittaciformes; Psittacidae. The record is from RefSeq and is a predicted model, not a curated record. The annotation marks the transcript as partial. The transcript is spliced from 32 exons.